AUGUCGUGCAAUUUCGACACUGACUGCCCGGAUGGAAAGAUCGCCUGUAUUCUGACGUACAAUGGUUGUGGGCAAGAUAUUGCCAUUAAUUAUGCGUUGUUGGCGACGCAGGCUCCGGCCUUUUACAUGUGUGCUGGCAGCUACACCGUGCCGGUGUUUGCAUUCUUCGCGAUAUUUCAGGUGGUGUUGUGCAUGUUGGCCCACUGUUCAGGGGUUUCUGUCGUGUGGUGUGCCAUACUGGGCUAUUGCGGUGCAGUUGCAUACAAGGCCAGGUACUGGACCACCAGGAAGAGAACACAUAGCUAG
Messenger RNA from Symbiodinium pilosum, 306 nucleotides. NCBI's taxonomy places the organism in Eukaryota, Dinophyceae, Suessiales, Symbiodiniaceae. The record is from the annotation of a GenBank genome assembly.